AUCAUACAGCCAUGAUUUCCAUUGAUUAUUUUUCCUCACUUGAUCUUGUUAGCUCUUCAAUAGCGGGCUCGUUGUUUAUUUUAGUAUUAAUGUCCCUCUAUUAUUUCCUCUACCUGGGUGGUGCUGGAGCUCAACAUAAGCUUAAUAAACCGCCCGAACCAAGCGGAGCCUGGCCUGUACUGGGUCACCUCCUUCUUCUCCGUGGUCCCAACUUUUUCUACUUAGCACUGUCUGACAUGGCCGACAAAUAUGGCCCAAUUUUCAGCAUCCGUCUUGGACUUCGACGGGCCAUUGUGGUUAGCAAUUGGGAGUUGGCCAAAGAACUGUCCACCACUCACGACCUAGCCGUGGCAUCGCGUCCUCGAAUGCUAGCUUCAGAGCACUUGGGGUACAACUAUGCCAUGUUUGCCUUUUCCCCGUACGGGUCAUAUUGGAGGGAGAUUCGAAAGUUUGUGUCCUUGGAGCUGUUGUCUAUGCGGCGAGUCAAUUCGUUCGGCCAUAUAAGGGUGUCCGAGACAAAAUCCGCAAUCCAACAACUUUAUAAGUUGUGGGCGGAAAAAGGAGAUGACAACUUGAGUUUGACUAAUGGUGUCACAGUGGAGAUGAAGCAAUGGAUAUCAGACUUGACAACAAACGUGAUCUUUAGGAUGAUCUAUGGGAAAAGAUAUUCUGGGGCUGAUGUUGACAUAGAGGAAGCUCGAAAGUAUCAAAGAAUUUUUAAGAGGUUCUCAUAUCUAUUUGGUUUAAAUGUGGUGGGAGACAUGAUACCGUGGCUUAGAUGGCUAGAUAUAGGAGGUUACGAGAAGGUCAUGAAAGAAACAUCAAAAGAAUACGACCAUCUCAUGGUGAAGUUGCUAGAAGAGCACAAUAAUUGGCGGAAGGGACAUAAUGGUCCAGACAAUGUUGAUCGUGAUUUUAUGGAUGUAAUGAUCUCAAUGCUUAAAAAGACUGAUAUAAAUGGUUAUGAUGCUGAUACAAUUAACAAGUCUACCUGCUCGGUUUUGAAUGUUGCGGGAGUAGAGACCACCUCCACCAUGCUUAUAUGGACUCUUUGCUUACUCAUGAACCACCGCCAUGCGUUGAAAAAGGUGGAGGAAGAGUUGGACAUCCAUGUGGGAAAAGAAAGGAACGUGGAGGAGUCGGAUAUUCCCAAAUUGGUAUACCUCCAAGCUGUUUUCAAAGAAUCGUUAAGACUAUAUCCACCGGCUCCACUAGGAGCCCCAAGAGAGGUCAUACGAGAUUGUGUCGUGGAUGGCUAUCAUGUGGCAGCAGGGACAAGGCUCUUUUUAAAUCUUUGGAAACUCCAUCGCGAUCCUAAGAUAUGGUCGGAGCCAUUAGAGUUUCGGCCAGAGAGAUUCAUAACUACACAUAAGAACAUAGAUGUUCGUGGUCAGAAUUUUGAGCUGAUUCCUUUUGGUGCUGGUAGAAGAGUGUGUCCUGGAAUAAACCUUGGAAUGCAAAUGGGGCACUUGGUCUUAGCUAGCUUGCUUCAUUCUUUUCAGAUCUCAAAUAUCAACAAUGAAUUAGUAGAUAUGACUGAGACCGAAGGAAGUACAAUAUCCAAAGCUACUCCCCUUCAACUGAUCAUCACUCCCAAACUUUCUAGUGAUCUUUAUGCAUGAUUCAUUGCACAUUCCACUAUAUAUAUAUACAUGUGAAGCAUGGAAUAUGUAUUAGUUCAAGUUUGGCUUCCUCCAUUCCUAUCUAGCACAUUUGGUACUAGGUUAAGUCCAUUGGUGUUUAGUUGAAUUUUCAAUGAUAUUUGUUAAAUCUUUUUUCUUGUUACGAUCAUGUUUAGA
Impatiens glandulifera is the source of this 1799-nucleotide messenger RNA. RefSeq names its product cytochrome P450 CYP82D47-like. The record is from RefSeq and is a predicted model, not a curated record. Gene Ontology annotation, molecular function: heme binding; iron ion binding; oxidoreductase activity, acting on paired donors, with incorporation or reduction of molecular oxygen. The transcript is spliced from 2 exons. NCBI's taxonomy places the organism in Eukaryota, Viridiplantae, Streptophyta, Magnoliopsida, Ericales, Balsaminaceae. Gene Ontology annotation, biological process: defense response to other organism. The coding region runs from base 12 to 1622 and encodes 536 amino acids.